CAGCCUUUAUUUACCUUCAGGCUUAAAGGCAAAGCUCCUGAUGCAGAGACUAUAUCAGACCAGAGCAGACUGUUGUCUUCUCAGAUAAAGGGAAGAAGAAAGAUCCAGCAAGGGUGAGGUGUGCAUCCACCUCCCAGCCUGCACCCCCAAGAAUGGGAACCCCAGCCACCUUGGCCUGCCUGCUCCUUCUCCUGCAUCUCACAGCUGGGAUCUCUUCAAAGACGUAUUAUGUGGUGGUGAUACCAACUGAGCUCUACCACCCACACAAGGGGAUGAUGUGGGUCCAUCUGGCCAACUUCAAUGAAACCGUCCUGGUGACUCUCCAACUGGAAAGACAGAGCCCAUCCAGCAACAUCAGCCUGCUAGAGAAGAAGGUCAAGGAGCCCAAUCUGACGGAGAGUGUGUCCUUCUUGGUGCCAGCCCCAACCACCAGCGGGGAGGAAGUUGCCCACCUGCACAUCUCAAUUGAAGGAGAUUCCCUGAAGUUCUCAGAGCGGAAGAAAGUGCUCCUGAAAGCACUGGAGCCUGGGACCUUUGUACAGACAGACAAACCCAUCUACAAGCCUGGACAGACAGUGAACUUCCGGAUCGUCAGUUUGGAUAAAGACUUUGUUCCCAGUAACAAGAAGGUGCCCCUGGUGACCCUGCAGGAUCCCAAUGGGAACCGGAUCGCUCAGUGGCGAGAUGUGGCCCCCCAGCAGGGCAUCGUGGACCUGUCCCUCCCUCUGUCUGCAGAGCCGGCCUUGGGGACGUACUCCAUCGAUGUGGAGGGCACUAAGCACUCCUUCAGCGUGGAGGAAUACGUGCUGCCCAAGUUUGAAGUGACCCUUGAGUUGCCCCCUGUGGUGACAGUGCUGAAGGAGACGUUAGAAGUGCGAGUGUGUGGCCAAUACACCUACGGGAAGCCCGUUCAGGGGACAGUCCAGAUCAGCCUGUGUCAAAAAGCCUGGCGUUUCCGAUUUAGUCGUAAUGAAGCCCAACAAUUGUGCAUGGAGUUUACUGGCCAGACCGAGAAGAAUGGAUGCUUUUCCAAGAAAGUGUCAAUGUCUCAUUUUAACCUGACUUCCUCUGGAUACAGAACGAACCUCCAGGCCACAGCCUCACUAACGGAGGAAGGGACAGGGGUAGAGCGCAAUGUGACCAAGAGCUGCUGGAUCGUCUCUGACAUUGUCUCGGUGACCUUUGAGAAAGCUGAUGCUUCGUACAAGCCUGGAAUCCCCUUUGUUGGCAAGCUGCUCCUGAAGGUGACAGACAGCUCUUCAGUGAAGAAUGAGAAGCUUCAUCUCUUUGUUACCCAUGGGGGAGGGACAGAGAACAAGACAUUUGUGACAGAUGAAUCUGGGAGAGCCUCCUUUGAGCUGGACUCGUCCAGCUGGACUGGGACAGUUACUCUAAGGGGGCAGUUCAAAGAGGUGGAUCACAGUUAUGUGCGUGGGAGAGUCUCUCCCCAAUACAGAGAUGCCUACCAUUCCCUGGAGCCCUUCUACUCAGAGAGCAAGAGUUUCCUGAAGAUCCAUGCACAGGGAGAGGUGCUUCCCUGUGAUCAGACCCAACAGCUUCAAGUGGAGUACAUCAUUGCCAGGAAGGCCCUGGGAGCUGAGACCAAGAGCCUGGAUUUCUACUUCCUGGUUGUGGCCAAGGGAGCCAUCAUAAGGAGCCUGUGGAAAGGACUAGACUUUGGAGAGGGGGCUGAGCUGAAGGGCUCCUUCUCCACUGAGCUGCCUGUUGGGGCUGAGCUGGCACCCUCUGCCAAGGUGCUGGGUUAUACAGUGCUGCCCAGUGGAGAGAUGGUUGCCGAUAGCACUGAGCUUCACAUGACCAAGUGCUUCCUGAACAAGGUGAAGCUGGCGUUCUCGCAGGACAGGGCCCUGCCAGGCUCCGAGCUCCACCUCCAGGUACAGGCCUCCCCUGGCUCCCUGUGCGCUGUCCGGGCCGUGGAUCAGAGUGUGCUGCUCAUGAAGCCCGAGGCUGAGCUCAGUGUUGACACGGUCUAUAACUUGCUUCCACGUUUCCCCAAAGGAAGCUAUCCCUACAAGGCUCAAGAUCCUGACACACACUGUCCAGGACCAUUUUGGCGGCCAUCCAUGAGAGUUCCCAUAGGUUCGGCUUUUGGCCGUCGUGACAACCUGAGACAACCUAGUAAAAGAGCAGUUAACCCUGAGAAUUGUCUAGUACGUCCAUUUCCUCCUCCUGAAAGUGACAUGUCUGAACCUAUGAUAUUACUGCCACUGUCACGGCCAUGGCCACCGCGAAGGCGACCACCACCAUUUGGGUAUCAACUUCCUUCUCUCCAGAGCCAUUCUGACACCUACAGCUUGUUUCAGAAUGCAGGUUUGAAAGUUGCCACUAACACCAACAUCAGGAUGCCCUGCUUGACUGAAGAAUUUAUUCCUGUCCGUGAAACUUACAAACACUACAAAGGCCCAGCAGGUCCGCUACUCACUGGAGAGCGGAGAUCAAGGGAGCGAAUUAGAGUGGGGAUGGGAUCAAGAGCUCCUGAGAAUUCCCUGGACAAUGUCAUGCCAGAGCCCAUCAUCCAUGAGGAGCCUGCACCACGGGCAUACUUCCCAGAGACAUGGCUGUGGGAUCUGGUCCCUGUGGGCGAGGAGGGCUCCAACAAUGUCCCAGUCACCGUCCCUGACAGCAUCACAGAGUGGAAGGCCGGGAUGUUCUGCACGGCAGAUGUUGGCUUUGGACUUUCCUCCACGGCCACCUUGACAGCCUUCAAGCCAUUCUUCGUGGAGCUGGCCUUGCCAUAUUCUGUGAUCCGUGGAGAGGCCUUCACCCUAAAGGCCACUGUCUUCAACUACCUGCUGCAAUGCAUCAAGGUGCAGGUGACACUGGUGGAGUCUACGCAGGUCCAGGCACAGGCUGGCGAGGACAGCGCUUACACCAGCUGCCUCUGUGCAGAAGAGGGGAAAACCUUCCAGUGGGAGGUGACAGCCACCAGCUUUGGGGAAGUGAACUUCACUGUCAGCACCGAGGCCCUGCACACCCAGGAGCUGUGUGGCAAUGAGGUGGUUAUAGCGCCUGCCCAGGGGAGAGUGGACACUGUGAUAAAGCCCCUGCUUGUCCAGCCGGGCGGGAUCCUGGAGGAGAAGGCGCACAGCUCCCUGCUCUGCCAGGAAGUGUCAGAGAACAUCUCCCUGGCGAUUCCUGGGAACAUAGUGGCAGGCUCUGAGCGAGCCCACGUGACUGUCCUGGGUGACAUGAUGGGCGCAGCUCUGCAAAACAUCGACCGCCUGCUGGCCAUGCCACAUGGCUGCGGAGAGCAAAACAUGGUUCGGUUUGCUCCCAACAUCUACAUCCAGCAGUACCUGGAGAAGAGCGGCCAGCUAACCCCAGAGAUCAGAGACAAGGCCCAGGGCUUCCUGAAGAGUGGGUACCAGCGUGAGCUGAAAUACAAGCAUGAUGAUGGCUCUUAUAGCGCUUUUGGGAAGAGCGAUGCCACAGGCAACACCUGGCUGACGGCCUUUGUUGUCAAGUGUUUUGGCCAAGCCAGACCCUACAUCUUCAUUGACCAGCAGCACAUUGAGGAUGCCCUCAAGUGGCUGCAGCAGCACCAGAUGGAGAGCGGCUGCUUCCAGAGUGUGGGGAAACUGCUGAACAAUGCCCUGCAGGGCGGUAUCUCGAAUGAGCUCUCUCUCUCCGCUUACAUCACGGCUGCGCUGCUGGAGCUGGGGCUGCCGCUCAUGGACCCCAUGAUGAGCAAGGCCCUCCAGUGCUUGCACAAAUCCUCCAACACCACUGACAUCUACACACAGGCGCUGCUGGCCUACUCCUUCGGGCUGGCAGGGGACAUGCAGCUGUGGAGUGCCCUUCUGAAAAGCCUGGCCCAGUACAGCACUAGCUCUGGGGGGCAGCUCCAUUGGGAGAGGAAGGUGAAGCCGCCGCCUGGCACUGAUUCCUUCUGGGCCCAAGCCCUGUCAGCUGAAGUGGAGAUGACCGCGUAUGUUCUUCUGGCCUAUCUCUCCCCACCCAAAGAGGCUACUGCUGACCUGGCGACUGCCUCCCAGAUUGUCCGCUGGCUCAGCAAGCAGCAAAAUCCCUAUGGCGGCUUUGCGUCCACACAGGACACGGUGGUCGCCCUGCAGGCCCUGGCCAAAUACGCAGCUUUGACAUACAGCGUGAGCGGGGACAUGACGGUGACAGUGAAGUCGCAGGGCAGUUUCCAGCAGGAAUUCCACGUGGACAACACCAACCGGCUGGUGCUGCAGCAAGCGACCCUGCCGCAGAUCCCUGGGGAGUACACAGUGAUGACCCAGGGACAGGGCUGUGCCCUGGUGCAGCUGACCCUGCGCUACAACCUGCCACCAAAAAGCACCACAACCUUUGACCUGCGUGUGGAGACAGACCCUAAGGAGUGCACUGGGAAUGCCAGAACCCACUUCAGCCUCAUCCUUCAUGCUCGGUACAGCGGAGAACGCUCAGCCACCAACAUGGCCAUCCUCGAGGUCAAACUGCCAUCCGGCUACCUCCCUGACAAGAAGUCCGUGAGGAAGCUGGAGAACGAGGGUUUGGUGAAGAAGCUGGAGCUGUCUGCUGAUGAAGUGAUACUCUACUUGGACCAGCUGACUAAAGAGGAGACAACGUUCACCUUUUCUGUGGAGCAGGAUUUCCCUGUGAAGAAUCUCAAGCCAGCCACUGUGAGACUGUACGAUUACUACGAGAUGGGUGAACACACAGAAGCUGACUACAGUGCCCCGUGCAGCUCAGCCCCCGGCACAGAGGAAGGAAAUUCUCGCUGAUGCCACUGGUCUGGCCUCCCAGCUGGGCCCCUGCCCUCCCAUCCCAAACACCUCAUCAGCAGCCAGACACGCAAGGAUCUGCCGAGCUGACUGGCCCUUUUUCAGCAGCUGCUCCUAGUCCCAGCUGCCCCCUUUCCUCUCAGCCUGGGCUAGAUGGAGCUUGCAGCUGAGCAGUCAUAACACAGACCCUGAACAUCUUCUGCAGACAACACAUCUGAGGGUGCUCUGGAAAUGUGCCUCUGCCAUACCCUCUCAACCUUCAACCCUGCCCGCAUGACUGGAGCCCAUGUACGUGGGACCAGUGGGACUGCUGGGAUUUGCCUGCCUGCUGUGGUAGAAGCAGCACAUUAGAAUCUGUGACAUGUCA
Alligator mississippiensis (American alligator) is the source of this 5115-nucleotide messenger RNA. RefSeq names its product alpha-2-macroglobulin-like protein 1. Bases 153 to 4748 code for a protein of 1531 amino acids. Lineage: Eukaryota; Metazoa; Chordata; Crocodylia; Alligatoridae. Gene Ontology annotation, molecular function: endopeptidase inhibitor activity. Gene Ontology annotation, cellular component: extracellular region. The transcript has 36 exons. The record is from RefSeq and is a predicted model, not a curated record.